Molecule: messenger RNA, 5550 nt
Organism: Vanessa tameamea
Lineage: Eukaryota; Metazoa; Arthropoda; Insecta; Lepidoptera; Nymphalidae
Product: (E3-independent) E2 ubiquitin-conjugating enzyme
Exons: 25
Coding region: 104-4114 (1336 amino acids)
Molecular function (GO): ubiquitin conjugating enzyme activity
Source: RefSeq, a predicted model, not a curated record
AUUAUUAAUUGACGCAUGCGCCACACAUUGCAAUCAGCUGUCAGAAAGAACAUAAUCACGUAAAAAACAAAAUUAUUUGUGUCUUUAGAUAAUUCCCGUCAAUAUGGCGGGGCAAAAUCCUGGAUCACCGACUGAUUUUCAAUAUUUUUACGAAGAUGAAGUGUAUAAAAUCAACAAUCGCGGCCAAGUUGUCUUCGGCCUGGUUUUGGAGAAUUAUGAAGCUAACUCUAGUGAUCAGGAGAGCGACAUGGAAACUCCUAUACAAAAAGGUGAAAUUCGUGUAGUCUGGCACCCUUCAGGCACUGAAAGAGUAAUUUCAGAAAAAUCGGUUGGCUUAGCAGACCGUUCUCUGAUGCCCGGUGAUGUAGUCCGUCGUCUCAUAGCGGGAAAGGAUACGCAGCGCGGUUACUGUAGAGAUAUUGCGAUGACAGCGGCAUUGCAGAUUGUAGGCACGAAACACGUCAUUCCUCAUGUGGCCAGUGAGAGGUUACAACCAUUAGAAGAAUUCACACCAGAUCUUGCAGUUUGUCUUGAUUCAUGGGUCGGAACAUCGAAGGCAGUGCACAGUAAACUUCGUCUAGUGUCAGCAGAUGGCUCUCGACUGGAAUACCCUGAUCUGGAUACCUGUCCACUAGAGGAUUAUUCGAUGCGCCGUCGCCGCGCAACACCCUACUCUUCAUCGGAGUUCUAUCCCGGACAAGUUGUAUACGGUCCUCUCGGUUCCUUGGACAAUGCUAAUUGGCUUAACAUGACUAAGGAAAUGAAGUCAGCGCGAAAACACAAAAUGCAUGAUCAUAAGUUCACGGUGGAGGCGGUGAUGACGGAGAGCGUGAGCGUGCACUGGCAGUGCCGCGCGCUGUGCACGCAGACGUCGGACGCGGCCGCGCCGCAGCAACCCAAGUUCCUCGUGGACGGUGAUGAUCUGAAGAAACUCAAACUAUUGAAUGUGUUUGAGCCCUGUACACUGCAGGUUGGCGACAGGAAUUUUCUCACUAUUGGUCCAGAGGAUACGUUUGUCAGCAAAAAACAGUGGAGAAAGCAACAAAGCAAAUACUAUAGAAAUAUUCGUAAACAAAGUCGACCAACUAAGAAAGCUUCCAAGACUGAUACAAAUUCAACGGAUCACAUGCCUUCGAGGCCCAAGAAACGCGCCUCUUCUCACCGUAAACUUAAACCUACUGAUCAUGGCAUGGACGUAGACGGUGAUAAGGAAUCGCUAGACGACGCAUUGAAAGCGGACGCCAACUGCCCCAGUAUUAAAAUCGAACCCAGCGGAGAUGUCUCACUGCCCAUCGCUAGUAGUCAAGAGGAUACCGCCACCGAAGAGAAAAAUGAUUCUGGCAUUAGAUGUUGUUGCGCGCUAAGUAAAUCCCACCCGCGCAGCCCGGAACCGGCGCGCGAGGAUGGCGCGAUCAACGGGGCCGACGACGACGACUCCGACAACUGGGAGAACACCAGCAGCGACGGCAGCGAUACCGACAGCGGGGCCACCUGGUCGUCGCGCUGCUCGUCCGUGGCGUCGGGCUCGGGGCGCGGCGCGCGCUCGCCGCAGCUGGCCGUGCGGCUGCUGCGCGGGAAGCGCCUCAAGCGCGCCGCCCGCCGCGCGCCGCCCGCGCCGCCGCCGCGCCGCGCCGACCGCGUCGUGGUGGAGACGCUGCACACCACCAGCCGCGCCAACGUCGUGUGGCAGGAUGGCACUAUAGAAAUGGGAAUACCUUCAACUCAACUAUACCCAAUACACCAUUUAGACGGCCAAGAAUGCUUUCCGGGUGAUUUCGUCGUCAACGGAGCUUCUAAUGUAGAGGAAAAUCAAUUGAACCACCGCGAAUACGGUGUGGUGCAGCGCGUGGACCAUCAUGGACGGACCGCCAUCGUCCAUUGGUACCGCACCUAUACCUGCGGAGAUGAGCCCGUGCCUCAAAUUCUACACGAGAGUGAAAUGAGCGUCUACGACCUGAAAGAUCAUCCAGAUUUCCAGUACCGACCGGGAACUGUUGUCAUCAGAGUCGCUAAUUUUACGGGCGAAGAUGCGAACUGUACUGCCGGACAGGUGAUAGAUAAUUUCCCAACGGGUCGCGUCAAAGUAUGGUGGGUCGACGGACAUACAAGCAUGUGCUGGCCUCAGGAUCUUUACAAGGUAGGAGAAUACGACUCGGAAGACGGCGAGCUGUGGGGCUCGGAGGGCUCGGGCUCGGAGGACUCGUGGGAGACGCAGAGCUCGACGCACGAGGCCGAGCCGCGCUCGCUCGACGCGCCGCCCGCGCACGCGCCGCCGCCGCCGCCUGCGCCCGCGCCCGCGGCCGUGCCCGCACUGCCCAAGGUUAUACAGUGCUCGUUGGGCGAGGCUGCGACGGCGAUGGCGGCCUCGGGCGCGCUGCCCAAGCUGCUGGAGCCGCGGGUGGCGGCGCACAUCGAGCGCGGUCGCAUGGCCAUGUGCCGCCUCGAGGAGAUAUUCGCUAAGCAUCCCACGCUGCAGAGCCAGGAGAUAAUGCGGAAAUUACUGAAUCUCUACAAAGACUGCCGAUUUUUAGACAGACUAAUGGGGACAACGUUCUUCCAUGAGGAUCACUUUUUGGGCCUAAUAGAGCGCGUGCGCGAGCGCGGGGCGAGUACGCCGCGCGCGGGCGAGCGCCGCGUGCACGAGCAGCUCGCGCGCCUGUUCGCGCCCAGCGACGCGCCCGACUCGCCCGAGCCGGAGCCCGGCCUCGACGACAUCGCGCUGGACGAGCGGCCCGACGAGCGCCCCGCCGAGCCCCUCGUCACCGCCAACGUCACCGUGGAACCCAUGGAGGUAGAAAGCAAUUCUCCAAAGAAAUCUCUACAUUUGAAUAUAGAUUCCAUUGAAGCAUCCAGUUCCGAGGCCAGUGGACUUCAAGAUGGUAAUCAAGAUGCCACUGGCGAGAAUCCACCGACUGAUAGCGAAGUGGAGGGCGGCUCACGAAACGUGUGUUACAAGCUGUGUUCGCUCAUACAUCGUCAGCUCGUCAAGGCACACGCAGAAGUCAGCCGGAGAAGGCCGCAAGAGUUGGCCGAUUUCCUUAACAGCUUAAUGAACGGUCAAAACCCUACUGAAGAGAAGUUACCCUACCACUUUUCAGUACAAUAUGGGGCAUUAGUUGUGAGCAUUGCCGAUCAGGUCAAGAGGGAAGAUGUUAAAACUACGAGUAGCGACGCAAAAGACGCUCCGACUGUUACUGCUCCGAAACAGGAAGGAAAAGCGCCUACGACAGAAACGGCCCCUCUGGCAACGGGCGAGCGCGACAUGGAGGCCGAGAUGGCGGAUCCGGAGGUCGGCGGGGAGGGGUUCUGCGUGCUGGAAUCCGCGCCCGAAACGCAUCGCUUCCGACUGUCUAUGCUGCAGCCCUCCGAGCCGCGGACCUUCUACUCGGCCGUCAAGAGGGAGAUUAAGCUGCUGAAGAGUGAUCUUCCGCCUGGGGUGUGGGUGCGCGGCUACGAGGACCGCAUCGACCUGGUGUCGGUGAUGAUCGCGGGCCCCGACCGCACGCCGUACGAGGGCGGCCUGUUCGUGUUCGACGUGCAGCUGGGCGGGGAGUACCCGCGCGCGCCGCCGCUCUGCCACUACCACUCCUACUGCUCCGACCGCCUCAACCCGAACCUCUACGAGGACGGGAAGGUUUGCGUGUCGCUGCUGGGCACGUGGUCGGGUCGCGGAGUGGAGGUGUGGGGCAAGGACAGCUCGCUCCUGCAGGUCAUCGUGUCACUUCAGGGACUCAUCCUUAAUGCGGAACCCUACUUUAACGAGGCUGGCUACGAGAAGCAAAAGGGUACCCAACAAGGUAGAGAGAAUUCGCGCAUGUACAACGAAAUGGUGCUGCUGAAGCUCGUUCAGUCCAUGACGAAGAUGCUAAUGAACCCCCCGGAGCCGUUCCGCGAGGAGAUCCUGCAGCACCUGCGCAACUCUGCCGCCAGCCUGUGCCGGCGCGUGGAGGGGCUGGUGGCGCUGUCCAACGGCCAGCCCACCGACAUCGCGCCGCCCGACUACCCGCUCAUCCCGGCGUCGCGCGGCUUCUGCCUCACGCUGCGCUCGUCGCUCGAGUCGUUCCGCAGCGCCCUGCGGCGCCACGACAUCGGCGUGCCGCCCUCCACGUUAUAGCCCCGCAUGUAGCACUAGUUAGCUUUAGAAAAUUAUUUAUAUCCUUACAUUUGAGAUGCCGAUCGAUUAAAUAUGUAUAGUAUUUAUAGCGUGCGGAUUCAUAACGAUGUUUGAUAUUCAUGUUUAAAUUGUUUUUUUUUUCUUUUUUUCUAUGGUAUUCAAAAACUCUCGCUCUCUUCAGUAAAUGAGUAAAACUAUUGAAAUUGCGACCACGCACACCUGUAAAUUACUAUAUUGUAUAUUUAUUAUUGGCACUCUUACAUAAAGCGCGCCGAGCGCAAAUUAAUCGCAAAUACAGUACAGUUAAAUGUAAUAUUAACGAUGGGUCCGACAGUUCAGCUAGUUUCGUUCACACACUGCGUGCCGUCUCGUUAUGAAAACAAAAACUUUCGUAGUUAUAGUAUUUAUUGUGAUGUAAUUUUUCGACUAGGAAUAUUUUAGAAUUUCGAAUCGGGCGCUAGUAGGUCUCGUUCCUGUUUUUUAUUAUUAUUUUCACGAAUUUAAAUUAAUGCGUCUAUCCAUUAGAUUGCAUGAAAUUUCGAAUUUGUUGUUCAUAUUGCUAGUUAAUAUGUAACUAACUCCUCACGAAUGUAUUUAUUGAAUUAAAUUCUAAUUGGAAAGUUCGAUCUUAUGCGAAUUAAUAUUAGACAUAUUUAUUAUAGAUUAUUUAUUUUGUUAAAAAGUAAUGCAUACUUUAAUCGAACUUAUUUUAGUACGUUAGGUUACGAGUACUUAUUGAAACCACGCCGAUGCUUAUGCUAUUCGUAUUUAUUAUGUAUUGUUUAUUAUAAAGACAGUUUGUUUUAGUUUACGAGUAGUGUAUAUUUGUACUGAAUAUCUAUCACACGUGUGGUACUGUCGUCGAAACCAAUUUUUAUUGUUUUAAUGUUUGAAUGAAUGCUAUGUGUAUCUCAUUAAUGUUUCAACGUGUGCGUUAUGUUGUGUGAUUAUUAAAACGUUCACUCAUUUUUAUGUAAUUAUAAUUUUUACUUGUUUUUUUUUUAUAAAGAAAAAAAUUAUAUUGUAAUAAUAAAUUAAUGAGUUUAUUCCAAAUAGUGCUUUUGUAUAACAAAAAAAACUCGAAAAUACUUUAAAAAGACGAUUGUUCCUCUCUGUUACCAAUGCUUUAAAUAUUCUCUAGAUCUGUCGAAAUAUCGUUUUGAAAUGAAACAAAUGUUACCCAGUGAAAACGUGCUCAUAGAAAUAUUGUCAAAAUUGCAACGUUUCGAAUUUAUAAAUAAACAGUAACUUUAAUUUUCCUCGUUAGUACUUCUAGUAUUACGUACCGAGUGUAAAGCGCUGCGCCGCCACUUGCACAAAUACGAUGUAAUUUCAUGCCAAAGUCAAUUGAGCUAUGAAAGGCUUUUCUGUCGCUUGUGUACGCGAUAAGUGACAAAUAUGUGUAAUGAUGAUAAAUAAAUAAUUCUUCAACCUCA